This is a messenger RNA of Telopea speciosissima, 2015 nucleotides long. Its product is annotated as cysteine-rich receptor-like protein kinase 2. The transcript is spliced from 7 exons. Gene Ontology annotation, biological process: protein phosphorylation. The record is from RefSeq and is a predicted model, not a curated record. Gene Ontology annotation, molecular function: ATP binding; protein kinase activity. NCBI's taxonomy places the organism in Eukaryota, Viridiplantae, Streptophyta, Magnoliopsida, Proteales, Proteaceae. Bases 25 to 1863 code for a protein of 612 amino acids.
UUAGGAUUUUGGGUCUGUCAAAACAUGGGUAUUGCAGAAAACAAAGGGGUUACUUUUGUUGUCUUCGUUGUAUCAAGCUUUUGGGUGAUUUCAUUGGCAGACCCUCAGACAAGUAUCGCAGGCUUCUACUGCAACACAACUACUGCUGCUUCAGGUGCUGUUCUUGCCAAUUACUUUGUUCCUGCAAUGGAUAAUCUAAGCUCUCUUGUUAAUCAAAAUGGGUUUGGGACUACCGUUGUCGGAGAAGGCCCAAAUGCUGUUUAUGCUCUUGCCCAGUGCUUCAAAGACCUAAAUUUAAUAGAUUGCUCACUUUGCUUCUCAGAAAUUCGAUCCAUUCUACCUAAAUGUUAUCCUAAAACAGGAGGAAGGAUUUUUCUGGAAGGGUGUUUUGGUCGUUAUGAAAAUUUUUCAUUCUUCAAUGAUACCAUGGAUUCAGAGGACUCAAAAGUAUGUAAUUACAGUAAGAAUAGUUCCUUGCCUGGUAAGUUUAUGGAAAUUGUCAAUGAGGUUGUUGGGAAUGUUAGCACAGAAGCUAUUAGGAAUCGGGGUUUUGCUGUUGGAUCGGUUUCAAACUCCAAUUUCUCAGUAUAUGCUCUUGCCCAAUGUUGGGAGAGCUUGGACAACCAGAAAUGCAAUAGUUGCCUCCAAGCUGCUGCUUCUUCUGUCAUUUCAUGUUCUCCAGCUGUUGAAGGUCGGUCACUUAAUGCUGGUUGUUAUCUGAGGUAUUCAACUGGGAUGUUUUGGAACUCAGUUCCAACCACCUCAAAUUCAUCAGGGAAUAAUAAGACCUUAUGGAUUAUUAUUGGUUCCUCUGUUGGAGUUGUGCUACUCUUAAGUGGAAUUGGAAUUGGGAUUUGGAAAGCCAAGGGAUGUUUCCGCAAGUCGGAUUCUAAGUCUCUUAAAGCUGUAUAUGGAGCAGGACUUUCUGCUACCAUUUCUCAGUCCAAGCUCAAUUUCAGAUACCAGGAAUUGAGAAAGGCUACCAAGAAUUUUGACACAUCCAACAAACUUGGCCAGGGCAGCUAUGGAACUGUGUACAAGGGUGUACUUCCUGAUGGAAGAGAAUUUGCGGUGAAGAGGUUGUUCCUGAAUACAAGACAGUGGGUUGAUCAGUUUUUAAAUGAAGUGGAACUGAUCAACUGCCUCCGCCACAAAAAUCUAGUUAAAUUGCUUGGUUGCAGUGCUGAUGGCCCCGAAAGCCUGCUUGUUUAUGAGUACUACUUCAACAAGAGCCUGGAUCAGUUUAUAUUUGACCAUAGUCGAGCAAAAGUUUUAGAUUGGGAGAAGAGAUUGGAUAUCAUUCAAGGGGUGGCAGAAGGUCUCUCUUAUCUCCAUGAGGAGUCGGAAAUCCGGAUCAUCCACAGAGACAUCAAAGCAAGUAAUGUUCUCCUUGAUGAUAAAUUUAAGCCCAAGAUAACAGACUUUGGACUUGCAAGAUCUUUUGCAGAGGGUCUAACCCAUCUUAACACUGGAGCAGUAGGAACGAUAGGAUACAUGGCUCCUGAGUAUGUUGUACAUGGUCACCUGACUGAGAAAGCCGAUGUAUACAGCUUUGGAGUUCUGACUCUUGAAGUAGUAACUGGUCAAAGUUGCACCAGUGAGGUGGUAUCACAGGCAGGGAAAUGUUUCUUAGCUAGGAUAUGGAGCCAUUACAAGGAUAACACAGUCGAAAAAAUAAUAGAUAGAAGUUUCUAUGAGGAUAGAGUGAAGGAUGAGAUCUUACAUGUGGUGUGUGUGGGAUUACUAUGCACACAAGCGACACCAGGUUAUCGUCCAACAAUGGUAAAGGUGGUGGAAUUGCUAAGAAGCAAUGGGGAUCAAGAGGACCUUUUACCAACCGACCCACCAUUUUUAGAUGUUUAAGCAAUGGAAAGCAAUGAAGAAGGUGAAAGCUCCCAUUUGUUAUCCCUGGUUUCUUCUCCAAGCCUUUCUGGAUCAUCAGAUUCCCUGAUACCUGGAAGAAGAGAUUACAUGGUAGAAGACACCAUGUGUUUUUUAUGUUACCUCAAUACAGG